Cynoglossus semilaevis (tongue sole) is the source of this 5909-nucleotide messenger RNA. RefSeq names its product serine/threonine-protein kinase PAK 3. NCBI's taxonomy places the organism in Eukaryota, Metazoa, Chordata, Actinopteri, Pleuronectiformes, Cynoglossidae. Gene Ontology annotation, molecular function: ATP binding; protein serine/threonine kinase activity. Gene Ontology annotation, biological process: protein phosphorylation. Bases 376 to 2103 code for a protein of 575 amino acids. The transcript is spliced from 16 exons. The record is from RefSeq and is a predicted model, not a curated record.
UCCUCCCUCUCUCCCCCGUCCCUCCCACUCAGCAGGUUGGGUCUGUCAAACUAAAAACCAACCCUGUCUGGCCGUUGAGUGCCUCCUCCCCCAGACCCGCUGCCUGCAUUAAUAUUCAGCGCCUCGGCCAAUGGGGAGAGCUGGGUGGAUGACAUCAUGGGCUAGGGAACAGUGAGCAGCCAGUGAAGCAUCCAGCCUGCCGAACAAGCCUGCUUUUAGGGUCAGGAACUGGUCCGACAAGCGAAUGGCAAUCCUGCCUUUAAACUGUGUGUAGUGCAGCCGACGAUGAAGCUGCGGCAGCUCGGGGCUCACAGGAGAGAGACGCAGCCAGAGAAUGUGAAGACAUAUUUCAGGACAUUGUGAGUACCACUAAAGAUGUCUGAUAGUGUUGAAAUUGAAGAGAAACCACCAGCCCCCCCCUUGAGAAUGAACAGUAGUUCCCGAGACACUUCAUCAGUGAAUCACGCCUCCAAACCGCUUCCAAUGGCUCCCGAAGAGAAAAACAAGAAGGUCCGCCUGCGCUCCAUCUUUCCCGGGGGAGACAAGACAAACAAGAAGAAGGAGAAGGAGCGUCCCGAGAUAUCCCUACCCUCAGACUUUGAACACACUAUUCACGUCGGCUUUGAUGCUGUAACGGGAGAAUUCACAGGUAUCCCAGAGCAAUGGGCCAGACUUCUACAAACCUCCAACAUCACUAAGCUGGAACAGAAGAAGAACCCACAAGCUGUACUGGACGUCUUAAAGUUCUACGACUCCAAGGAGACCGUCAAUAACCAGAAAUAUAUGAGCUUCACAUCUGGAGACAAGUCAGCCCAUGGUUACAUCGCUGCAAACACUCUGAACCGACUGCUGUCAUCUGGGCCUCCUGUCAGCCUUAGAACCUGCAGCGCAUUAUUUGACAAGGGUGCCAAAACAUCAUCCACGGAGCCACCGAUCGCUCCCCCAGUGUCAGAAGAGGAAGAUGAGGAAGAGGAGGAGGAAGAGGAGGAGGAAGAGGAGGAGGAUGACGAUGACGAACUACCCCCAGUCAUUGCACCUCGGCCCGAGCACACCAAAUCUAUCUACACACGCUCCGUCAUGGACCCACCAAAGCCUCCGUCCCCCGUGAAAGAAGUGGUCACACCACCGGAGUCAAAGGUCGAGCCAGAGAACACGUCCAACACAAUGUACCGCCACACUGACCGCCAGAGGAAGAAGUCUAAAAUGACAGAUGAGGAGAUUCUGGAGAGACUCAGGAGUAUCGUGAGCGUGGGGGAUCCUAAAAAGAAGUACACACGCUUUGAGAAAAUAGGACAAGGAGCCUCUGGCACUGUGUACACUGCCAUUGACAUUGCAACUGGCCAAGAGGUGGCCAUUAAGCAGAUGAACCUGCAGCAGCAGCCCAAGAAAGAGCUGAUCAUCAAUGAGAUUCUGGUGAUGAGGGAAAACAAGAACUCCAACAUAGUCAACUACUUGGAUAGUUACUUGGUAGGAGAUGAGCUGUGGGUGGUGAUGGAGUAUUUGGCUGGCGGCUCAUUGACAGAUGUAGUGACGGAGACCUGCAUGGACGAGGGCCAGAUCGCUGCAGUCUGCAGGGAGUGUCUACAAGCUCUAGACUUCCUCCACUCCAACCAAGUCAUUCACAGAGAUAUAAAAAGUGACAACAUCCUGUUGGGCAUGGACGGAUCUGUCAAGCUGACCGACUUCGGCUUCUGCGCUCAGAUCACUCCGGAGCAGAACAAGCGUAGCACUAUGGUAGGAACACCGUACUGGAUGGCACCAGAAGUGGUGACGAGGAAGGCCUAUGGUCCAAAGGUGGACAUCUGGUCACUGGGAAUCAUGGCGAUAGAGAUGGUGGAGGGAGAACCGCCGUACCUGAACGAGAAUCCUCUCAGGGCGCUGUACCUGAUAGCCACCAACGGAACUCCAGAGCUGCAGAAUCCAGAGAGGCUGUCGUCUGUCUUCAGAGAUUUUCUCAACCGCUGCCUGGAAAUGGAUGUGGACCGCAGAGGGUCUGCCAAGGAGCUGCUACAGCACUCCUUCCUCAAGCUGGCCAAGCCUCUGUCCAGCCUGACGCCUCUGAUUGUAGCCGCAAAGGAAGCCAUAAAGAACAGCAGUCGCUAGGACGUGCCCUCAGUCCACACCCACGCCUGCGUCGUGUGCUCACUCACGAUCUGGGUGUUGAGGGUGUGGGGGGGGUGAGCGACCUGUGGUAAUGGCACUAGACGGGGGGGUUUGUGUGACUUAUAGCGACAGCGCAAGGACAAACCCACACCCCCCCUCCCCAGGCCUCACGUGUAGGUUAGACAUCUGGCCUUGCAGCCUCUCGGCCCGUGCUGCUGAACAGACCUUGUCUCUUCCUUCACUUUUCCAGCACUCUGUAUGUGUCGAGCCUUCCAUCACAACCGCCUGUGUGUGCGUGUGCGUGUGUGUGUGUGUGUGAACAUCACCUUAUGUCCUUUUGUGUGGUUCAAGGAGGCAGCCGCUCACUCCAUCCAAAAACAAAGCUGAAACAAAUGAAAACAAAGGACGCUCAGUUUCCAAACGAAACUUCAGGAGUGAAGAGGAGACGAUGGCAGAAACCAAUCCUUCCCUGGCCUGUUCUGGACUCCAUUAUUAUUCCUGUCGUCCCCUUUGCGGAAUAUCAGGACACCCCUGCACCUGCACUGACCAGCUGAUGUGAGAGAAAGUGACUCCUGACCUUUGCCUGCAUGACUACGGCUCUGUGCAGAAACACUGCUCCUGCUCUGCAGAUCCUUACAUCUCAGUGUGUGUGUGUGUGUGUGUGUGUGUGUGUGUGGAGAUGCAGCUACAAAUGGAAAAGUCAUGAAUGGAUUCACUAGACCUUCUCCGGCUUUAACCAUCCUUUAGUAGGUGAUUGAUUUGGAUCUCGUAUGUCAUGUGACCUCAUCUCCCUCCAGACUGAAUCUGGAGUUCAUUUUAAGGAAAAAAAAAAAAAAAACAUCUUCAGUGUCAGAGUCGUUGUGUGGAGACAAAUCCACCAAUCAGUGGUUCUCAAACUAUGGCACUCAAACAACUAAUGCUCCCUCUAGUGGUACACGAUUUUUUUUUUCAAAUUGCUUGGGCAAAAAGUGCAGUGGUAACUUUAAACUGGAAGUACACACAGUCCUGUGAACUGUACUGCACUAAAUGAAAAAGAAAAAAAAGUGAGGUUCCAGAAUUGAACUGAAGUUCGGCUAAAAUAUAAAUAAAUAGUAAAUAAAAAAUCAUAUUUGUAAACUUGGUACUUGGAUAUACGAAUACUUUGAGUUGGUUUGCAGUGUUAAAGGUUUGAGAACCACAGAUCUAUGGGUAUCAAAAUGCGACCAUAAUUUACAAACUGCGACCUGGAACUAGUGACCGACGCCGUACACUUGUACUGUAGGAAAAUCUACACUGGUAUUAAUGUAAAAGUAGAGCUUGUUUUUCAUAGGUUCACUGUAGGACAUCUAAAGGUACUCGCACCUUAUGUUGUGAACCGUGUCACGUGUGAAACUAGUGAAAAAACUUUGGUCUUUCUGGUGCUUUACUCUGCAGUCGUGAAAGUGAAACGGUCAGACAUGACAAACUACUCAACUGUUGGCUACAAAACUGGACAAAAAAAAAAGCUAAGAUGAGCUGUGACAUAUAAGACUCGUCAAUCCAAGUGAAAACUUCAGAUCAUCUACUAAAUAAUCUCAACACAGACUGUAGUCUUCACUGUGAGUAGUCUCCAAAUUAGACUAAUGUUUGCAUGAACAGCCUUACCUUUCCACACUGUAGCCUCAGGUCAUCAGUCUGUCUGUCUCUGUUUUCAUGGAACUAGGACUGUAUGCUGUCAGGUGUUGUUUCUGCUCCAGGGGGCGCCACACAUCACGAACAAAAACAGGAAGUGACGUCUACGUUGUCUGUUAUCUAAUUGGCCCAAAAGUGGCUUUAAAUUUUUUAUCGCCACCUGUUGACCUGGAGUCAUCCUUGAUUUAUAAAUCUGUAAAUAUUAUAGGUUUGUUUGGACGAUUAAAUUAAUGAUAAAUGAUGUGGUUGGUUGUAAAAUUUACAUAUUACAGAUUGAGGAAGAUUUUUAAAAAGAAUUAUGUCCAUGUGGGGCUCCCUCUAGGGAGCAAAAAAAGCUACUGCACUCCCCAAAAACCCACACAUUGAAACAAAACCACACCCAUGAAUACGAACAGAACCAAAUGAGUGACAUACAGAACUGGAAAAGAAUCGAAUGUCCGUCGUCGUCAGUCCAUGAAAAUCCAAACUGACGAUUCUCACCGUCACACCUCGGUUUUCUCACUCACUCCGUGAAACACAUCCAUUUCUUCUGAUGUAACUGAGCCAGUCCUGUCCUCCUGCUCUCACCUUCCGUACAGUCCUAGUUUCCCACACCUCCUCUGAAGUGUUCUACAUUCACGUUCUGUUCCUGUCGACCCGUACGUAGCUUUUUUUUUUUUUUCUGUGUGUUUGUGUUUGAAUGUGUGUGUGUGUUGUGUGUGUUGUGUGUGUAGGGUGCUACCUCAAUCUGCACUCAACGAUGCCUCCUCGCCUCCUCCACUCUCAGGGGGUGCAGGGUAGCUGCCUUUUGUACGAGCAAAUGUACAGACGACGGGUGACGUGACGUGACGUGACGUGACGUGAGGAGAGAAGGAAGCAACGGGAUCCACUCAUGCAUGAAAAAAACCAACUAUACACUGUAUCUGAUCCACGGAGAGGCCACGGUUGGCAGGAUGUGUAUGUAUGGAUGUAAAUAUGAAGGAAGACCCCCCCCCCCCGGCACCCCUUGUCUUUUUUUUAACAACUAUGUAACUUAAAAUGACAAUAUUCAGGUUGCUAACUCGAUGGUAUGUACCUAUACAUGUUUUUGCACCCUCGGAAACCAGAACAAGAGAGAAAAAAAAAAAACACACACACACACUCUCGCCGGCUGUCUCUGAACUCCUGGAACUGCCCCCCCCCACCCUCACCCCGCCCCCCCGUUUUCAGACUGGACAGAGGGACUCUCUGUGUGCAGGCCCACACAGUGUGUCCUGAGACGCUGACCAGUGUUAGUACAUGUACUGUAUGUGUGUCUGCAGCAGGCGUGGGUGAGGGUGAGGGUGAGGGUGAGGGUGGGGGGGGGGCAGGGGGGGUGAGUGUCCUGUCAGGAGGGACGUCGAGACGGGUGUCGGGCCUUCCGCCCCAUGUACAGGUGUGAACUCUGAGCACAAAGGUGAAUUUUGGGACUAGAGACACCGCGGCGGACUCCGUUUCUUUGGUUGAGCCUGUACAUUCCUUCUGAAUCUUCUGAAUGUGUAAACCUGUACACGUGGUGUUGAAAUUCCUCUAUUAAUGUGUAUCAAGAGAAUGGAACAAAGACAAAAAAUGUUACUUUUUAAAUUAUUAUUAAUAUUAUCAUUAUUAUUAUUAUUAUUAUUAUUACUCUUAUUGUCUAGCUUUGUAAAACUGCUGAUCCAUCUGGCAUACCUCAGCAGGCCUGUCCCCUUCUUUCAAAAAAAGGACGAGUGGCUGACCGGGGAAGUAAGGUUUUGGAUAAACUAUUUUUAAUUGUGGUUAAAGCAAUAGACUUUUUGAUCUUUGAAUUGUGCAUGGCUGUGUCUUGAGUGUAAAAAAAAAACUACAAAAAAAAAACUACAAAAAACAAAUACUGCAGUUUGGGAACUGGACUGAAAUAAAAAGAGGAAGAAAAAAAAACAGAGUUGUGAUGAUGUUUGUCGGCGCUGUGAUGAUGAAAUUAUACUGGCUGUUACUGUGAGACUGCAUGUAGGAAUAAAAGGAAGACACAAAAAAAAGAAGAAUCAGAAUAAAAAAAACAUUUAAGUGUCUUUAAAAUGAAACAUUCCGUGUUCGUUAACAACCGACAGGUGGAUUUUACUGUGAAAAAAUCUUGAUUUUACAGAGAAGAAUAAAAAAAAAAGGUAAAUAUACAUAUGUUGAGCAGCAGUUACUGUUUA